AUGGCUUCCUUACAGGCCAAAGUCGAGGCCGUCAAGGCGACUGUUGCAUCGACAGCGACUUGCACUCCGGCGACAGUCGUAACACUCAAAGAACUCCUCCUGCCAGAAGCCGAAUCGCAGCCGCCGAGACCAAAGCCCACCGCCUCACGAUCUACAAAGGCUGGAGCCGCGACGAAAACGAAGGGCAGCACCGCAAGAGAAGAUUCCCUGGUCUCCCAUGGCGAGACGCUGAGUGCGCGCGAGAGGGCUGCCCUGGCCACAUACAUCAUUAAUGUCACCCUCAAGACGCUGUCCGAGGCUGCGAAGCCUCAGCCUUUGGCAACGCCGUCGAAACCAGCCGGCGAUCCUCGAGAAGCAGCGGGGAUACAAUCGAUACGCAGAUCCUCCUCGGCGCCGCUGUCUCCCGUCCAGCCCCGCGCGCUCAACCGCCUUACUGCGUCCUUCAGCGUCGAAGCGAACAUUACGAAAUCACAAUCGCCAGCCCAGUCGACGGGAUGUCUUGCCACGGUGGAGUGCGCACGAACCGCAUUCUCCGCGCUCCGAACCAUGAAGGGCCCAACGAAACCCGACGAGACCGACUUUCAGCUGGAGACGGGCAUGUCAGCAUUGGCAGGCAAGCUGCUCUCUCUGGGGAUGCAUGACCAAGCUCUCAAGGAGCUGAGGGUGCUGAAGCGAAGGUUGGAUACCAUCAUCAAUGGGAAGCAGUCAAGCAAUGCCAAGUCGGGAUCCGAGAGCACGACCACGACAUCAGCAAUCGCCGAUUUGCUCAACUUCCACGGCUCCAUUCCGAAGCAGAGCCUCGCCACCAUCACGGGAUACCAGAUGCAAGUUCUGAAGCUAGUCGCGGCGACGAAGAAGCCCUCCCACAUCGAAGCCAUUCUCCCCUACCUCCCCGAUUCAUACACCUCGUCUCCGUUCAACCUCCUGUCCGCCCUCGCCAAAGGUGGAGCCAAGGAAGCCUCAAAGGCGGUUCGCCAAAUGGCGUCCUUGUCCCAACUUCUCCUCUCGCUUGCGCCCAGCAUCUCCAGCCAGGAAGAUGCCGUAGCCACCGAGCCCCGGUUGAGUCCGUCUCCCCGAGCAGCUUUCGAACUGCAGUCUCUGGCUUUCCGGAUUCAGCUCAAGUGGUGGAAAUUGGCGGGCCAUCAGGGAAAGAUUGACAACGACGUGCUCUCGCCGUUCUCUCGCUGCCUACGAGCUUACACCCGCCGCCAGAGAUCAGACGACGGCCCCAUCUACCAAAGAGUGUCCGAAGCAUACGACGCCAUCAUGCAGCUUAUUCAUGCCCAGCAAUAUCGUCCAGCAACAUCCUUUGACUUCCCUUUAGCAUCAAUACACCAAAAUCUAGGGUCCAUUGCCCAGGCUGAGCGCCGAUAUACCGAAGCCCACCGCUGGUUUCUGGAAGUGAAGGGCUCUCUUACUGCCGGACACGAAUCAUCUGUUCUCAGAUGCUCGGUGUCUGCGCGCCUCCUUGCGGUGGCUCUGAAGAAGUCCGAUCUAGAUCAAACGGUCGAGCCUCUGCUCUGCGAAGUCAUCGAGGGCUUGGACGGCAGCCUCAGCGGAACAAUCGCAGAGCUGAACGAGCUUCUCGAAAGCCUGUGUCUUGCGAGGCGCUCAGUCGUCGGCCUCCUUAUGACCUGCUUGGGCCCGAAAGCAGCCGAAAGCACGGUUCCAAACAUCCUACUAGGUCAUCUCAAGACAUUCGCCCUCAAGUAUCCACGAUUUGUGCGCCGAUGGACAGGACUGCCCCCUGGCAAAGACGCACCGCCGAAGCAGGUCCUCCAGUUUGAUCAGCGGCGACAACUAGUUGCACAGUCCAUAGGUCAAACUCUUGAUGCUACCCUCAUGGUCAUCAAAUGCGACAUCCAGUCCGAAUCUUUAGAGUGGCACGCAGUCGACGAUGUUCUUCAGCACUGCGUCUCCCUUAUCGAAUGCAUGACUGCCUCUACUCUGUCUACCCACAAAGUGGACAAUUUCGGCCCCUAUUCCGUCAAGCUCUCCAGCCUUUACUUUCUCUACUUUUCCCAGCUUAAAAGGAAAUCGAGCCGAACCAAAGACGAGAACAAGCACCUUCUGCAGGCCUUGCACCGAUCGAUUGACGUUGUUAAGAACUGUACCGAAGCAGAGAAGGAGAAGGCGCAGCUAUCAACGAAGCUGGAGGUGUUUGCCGAUCUGUGCAAAAGUUCUGGCAGGGCCGACGAUGCCAUACAGGCGUUGCGCGCCAUCUGCUCCAACAUGGCCGACAAGGGCGCGCUGAGCGAUGUUGCUGAAGCGCUCUCUGUCCAGCCUCCAAGCACGGCCUGGGCCAUCAACGAGAGGGUAUCGCUCAUGUCGCGCACUCUGCGCUCCUUGUCCAAGUAUGACACCUCGUGGAACGAGUGGACGUUUCCCCUCCCAGAGGCUGAACGCGCCGCGGUCUUGGAGCAUCUCAUGUAUCUCAAUCUCUCUGGUUCCUCGACACCCCUUGGGCUUCACGAUGCGGGAGUCGCUGCGCUGCUUCGCCUGUACACCCCUGACAGGUAUCCACUGCGCCGCCUCCGCGUGUUGCUACAUCUCUGCUAUCAAAACCUUGGAGAAGAGGAACAGCUUGCCCAAAUCCUCCCUCUAGCUGAAGAGACGCUGGAGCGUGUCGAGACCGGAGACAAGGCGGGCGACGCUGCACUGGCCCGCUUUGUUCCCCAUCUAAAGGCCUAUUGCUUUUCCAUUUCUGCUCUCAUCCGUGUGGAUUAUACCAUGACUCCGCUGCUUGAUCAGGCAAUCGACUCCUGGAAGUCCAUGGUAGGGACUUGUCAGACGCAAGACGAGCUGCUUUCAAUCAUCGACGACCCUCAGGGCCUGUUGGAUCAUCUGCGGUCACUACACCAGCUUGCAGGGCUCAGGGGAGAGACGCGUCUUCAGCUUGCCAUAUCUGAGCUCACCAUUUCCCUGUCUAGCAUAUUUGUCGGAUCUACGGAAGCCAACGGCGACGGGCUGGUUCUCAGCCAUAGUCAUUUGGCGGCGCAAUACGUACAGAUUGGGCUAUUCCCGCAAGCUCUCAAGACCUUGGAGGAAACUCAAGAGCUCAUCAGCCGCUAUGACGGACUCUCUCGUCAAGUCCAAGCUGAGUUUCACCUCUCACAGGCAGAGUACCACACCAGCAUUGGCGAGAUGGAGACUGCCAAAAUUUGCAACGCCCAUUACUCCUCUUGGGCUCGGAGCAAGUCUCAGGCUUCAAUGAUCAUGUCCAUCACCGCAUUGCUACAAUCCAUUGCUACUCUCCAGGCUGGACAUAUACCAGACGCGCUCUCAUACGUCAAGACAAGCGUUCGAUUACUCACUCAUGACUGGACCAAGCUGGAAGCAGCAAUGGGGGCUGGCCCAAGGAAUGCAGCAGACAUGAGCCUGUCAGACAUGAACACCAGCAUCACAGACUUGACAACCUCACGGGGUAAAGCAUCCGGCCCGCGGUUCUGGGCUCUGGCCAGCCCACUUCUUCGAAGCCUUUUACACAUCUCGUCAGUGUACGCUCAUAUCGGCAUGUUCCAGGAGACAAUCUAUUACGCCGAGUCCGCCUGGAAGAUUGCGGAGAGCACCCAAUCAUCCCUCUACAAAUCUCAGGUAGCUAUCUGGAUCGGCUCAGUCUAUCUUAGGGCUGGGAAGCUGCCAAAAGCGCUGGCCACUUUCAAGAAUGCAGAGGAGCAGCUACCGCGUGACAUCUGCUCUGCCCGCGUUCGCUUUGCGCGUCAACUCGGAGAAUUCUAUUGGGAGAUUGGAGAAGACGACAAAGCUGCCGGGUACCUGACAAUCGCUGAGGAGACUGCCCGCCUUCUGAGCACAGUCGAGGGCGAGUCUAGUAGCAAUGUCGAUGCAGAGCCCCCUAUUGCCUCGACCAGGGCUACAAGAUCCACGAGAGCAACGAGGGCAAAAGCAGCAACAGGCUCAACCAAAGCCUCGAAGCGUGACACGGCGGAAACCAAGGCUCCUCCUCUAGAGGAUGCUGUACAGCUGCCCAAGGACAUAUACUAUGCCUCCCUCCACGCUGCCAUCAUCAUGUCACGCACCCUGGGCCUGAUCCAUCAGAAAGACUGGACGUCGGCUCUGCAAGCGCUAGAACAACUCAAAGACGUCCCCAAACUCGUGGCCGUGCUUUCUCAGGAACAAGUCAUGACAGCGGUGUCGUUGAUUGGCCACAGCAUGGAGCAGAUGACUUCCGAUCCCGUCUUCUCUGUCAUGCAGGAUUCAACCAUUUCCUUCCCCGCUGUGUCGGCGCUGGCUCUAGCCUCUCCUAUCAAGCAGCCGCUUGUCAAGGGCGAAAAGGAGACGGACUCUCCUGCCUUUGCCGAUGCGCUGAGGCAAGCACAGGAGCUCCUCGUCGAAGCUCACGCCUCUGCCCUCUCGAGCGCUGACAGCAGCAUGGUUCGUCGCAUCUCCACACUGCUCCAGAGCACCCUCAUCUUUCUCUCGGCCACACUGGCUUCGUCCAGGUGUCUCUCUGGAUCGAGCUUGGGCACUAUCGCUGUUGACAUGGCUCGCAAUGUCACCUGGCGGCGAGAGCAGCUGACGCUGGCCGGACCCAACAAUGAUGCGGCCGCUAUGCGGGUUGCGACUCCAGUCCACAAGCCGCCCGCGGCAGAGUUGACGGCCGACAUGGCCAACUUUCAGGAGUCCUACGUCGACUUGAUUCCAGAGAAGUGGAGCGUCAUCUCUGUUUCCCUCAGCGAUAACCGCCAUGAUCUGUGCAUCACCAAAUUUCAAGCUGGGCAGGGCCCGUUCAUCUUACGCUUGCCCCUGGAGCGAGCCAACUCCCGUGAUGCCGACUCUGAGGUCUUCAACUUUGAGCACGGUCGUGAGGAGCUGCUGGAGCUGAUCAAGCUGGCCAACGAAAGCAGCCACUCCGCGCGGGACUUCACCGCCAAAGGAGAACGGGGUGCUUGGUGGGCGGAGCGACAGGCUCUCGACUCUCGACUUAAGAAGCUCUUAGUCACAAUCGAGACGACUUGGCUGGGAGGGUUCAAGGGCAUAUUCUCGCAGCAUCGCAGACUGGGGGACCUGCUGGCACGCUUCCAGCGGGAUUUCCACCAAAUGCUGGACAGGACUCUGCCUUCUCGAAACAAGAGCCGAGCCAAGAAGAUGACGACGAAGACGGAUACGGUAAACUUGGAUCCCAGAAUUCUCGACUUGUUUAUUGGCCUCGGCAACCCUACCGACCCGGACACCGACUUUGACGAGGCCAUGAAUGACCUGCUCUACUUUGUGGUGGAUAUCCUGCAGUUUCACGGCGAGCGAAAUGCUUACGACGAAAUCGAUUUUGACAGCAUGGUGCUAGAGACGUACGAUGCCCUGCGCGCAUAUCACAAUGCUGCCAGCUCUCCAGAGAGAGAGGAGGGCGCGCACACGGUGCUUGUUCUCGACAAGCUGCUGCAUGCUUUCCCCUGGGAGUCGCUGCCCUGCAUGGACGGCCUCUCGGUGUCUCGGGUGCCUUCACUCGCAUGUCUUCGUCAGCUCAUUGAGGAGGCUGGCAUAGGUCCGACAAGCGCAUCACAGGGCCACUUUGUGUCGGCCAGGGCUGGCACAUACGUCCUCAAUCCGUCGUCUGACCUGACCAACACGCAAGCCUUCUUCCAGUCGGCCUUCUUGAGUCUUGAGUCGUGGACCGGCAUCACCAACAAGGCGCCCAAGGAGUCCGAGUUCGAGCACGCGCUGUCCACGUCCGAGAUUAUGGUGUACUUUGGCCACGGCAGCGGCGCUCAGUAUAUCCGUGGCAAGACGAUCCGCCGCCUGGAAAAGUGCAGGCCGGCGACGUUCCUCAUGGGCUGCAGCUCUGCGGCUCUCACCGACGCGGGCGAGUUUGAGUUGUAUGGCCCCGUGUGGAACUACAUGAUGGCCGGGUGUCCGGCCGUCGUGGGCACGCUGUGGGACGUGACGGACCGCGACAUUGACCGGUUCGCCGGCAGGGCUUUUGAGGAAUGGGGGCUCUUUGCCAGGGGCACGUUUGACCUGUCGACGUCCUUGUCGGGCAAGGCCAAGGCCAAGGCCAAGGGCAGGGCUAAGAGCUUUGCCGAGGAGGUGGACCAAGUGAGGCUCGAUGCUCCUGCUUCAGAUCAUGCUUCGCUUGCGGAGGCGGUGGCGAGGGCGAGAAGCGCGUGUCGCUUCAAGUAUCUCAACGGCGCGGCGGUGGUUUUGUAUGGAAUCCCUGUUUAUAUCAAGAAGGAGUGAAAAAGGACUCUUGGACACGAUGACACUACCUGGGAAAAUUGGCUUUGGGUAAAAGGGAAUCGAGCGGGAUAAAAUUCUACAAGGGGCUAAACGGUGGAAAGAAC
Trichoderma reesei QM6a is the source of this 6296-nucleotide messenger RNA. RefSeq lists its product as uncharacterized. The transcript is spliced from 2 exons. The record is from RefSeq and is a predicted model, not a curated record. Gene Ontology annotation, biological process: proteolysis; meiotic chromosome separation. Gene Ontology annotation, molecular function: cysteine-type endopeptidase activity; protein binding. The coding region runs from base 1 to 6192 and encodes 2063 amino acids. Lineage: Eukaryota; Fungi; Ascomycota; Sordariomycetes; Hypocreales; Hypocreaceae. Gene Ontology annotation, cellular component: mitotic spindle pole body; nucleus; centrosome.